Lathyrus sativus (Indian pea) is the source of this 582-nucleotide messenger RNA. The record is from the annotation of a GenBank genome assembly. Lineage: Eukaryota; Viridiplantae; Streptophyta; Magnoliopsida; Fabales; Fabaceae.
AUGGAGAAAAACAACAAAACAUCCUCAAACUUGUCAAUUUGUAGAAAAAUCCGUCAAGUACUUGCAACCAAUCUUGCUUUCAAAACCGUUCUUCAAAUGAAACAACAUAAUCAAGAACCUAAGCCACAACAAAUGAAGACAGUUAACAUAGAAGGAGGAAGUGGAGGAGGAACAAUCCCUAUCACAUUUGAUUAUUCAAUGGUAAGUGAACAUACUUCAAAAGUUGCUUCGCCACACGUCGGAGUAUCGGAAAGAAAAGGCGAGUCCGAAACAGUUAUCAGGGACGAUCAACGUAAUACAAAUGCUAAGAAAAAGAUGAUAGGUGAGAAUUAUAAUGGGAAACCUUUGAAGGUAGGGUUGGUGAACUUGGAGAAACAAGGUAAUAAAACAUUAGAUAUUAAUGAUGCUUUUAGUGAGUUCAUUGAACGUACUAAUAACAGAAUUGGAACUGUGUCCAACGUUGGUAAGGGACAGAACAUCCAUGUUCAAGAUGAGGCAAAUUCUUAUAACAAGAUGGAAAAUCUGAAUGACCGGUUUUCAGAUUUUAUUAUGGAAGCUAAGAAGAGAAUAAGCAAAACAUGA